Molecule: messenger RNA, 2115 nt
Organism: Naumovozyma dairenensis CBS 421
Lineage: Eukaryota; Fungi; Ascomycota; Saccharomycetes; Saccharomycetales; Saccharomycetaceae
Gene: NCP1
Product: NADPH--hemoprotein reductase
Exons: 1
Coding region: 1-2115 (704 amino acids)
Cellular component (GO): cytosol
Molecular function (GO): NADPH-hemoprotein reductase activity; FMN binding; flavin adenine dinucleotide binding
Source: RefSeq, a predicted model, not a curated record
AUGGAUACAAUCGACGUCAUUGUCUUUUUGGCACUGCUUUUCGGUGUAGCACUAUAUCUUCAUAGAGCAACAAUAAAGGAUUUAUUCUUUUCUAAUGAUGACGAAUUAAAGGCCAUCAACUCAUCUGGUUCUCGUGAUUUACUCCAAGUCCUAAAGGAAAUGAACAAAAAUUAUUUAGUAUUAUACGCAUCACAGACUGGUACUGCUGAAGAUUAUGCUAAGAAAUUCUCCAAAGAAUUGAUCUCAAAAUUUGGAUUAAAAGUUAUGUGCGCAGAUAUUGAAUCUUAUGAUUAUGAUUCCCUUUUCCAACUACCUUCUAAUAUUGUCAUUUCAUUUUUUAUCUCUACCUAUGGUGAAGGUGACUUCCCAGAUGGUUCAUUCUCUUUUGAACAAUUCCUUACCACUCAAAUUGAUGAUGAGGAUAAUUCAUUAACCAAUUUACAAUUUACAAUGUUUGGCUUGGGUAAUUCUACUUACGAAUUCUUCAAUGGUGCUGCAAAGAAAGCUGUUAAAUACUUGAAAGGUGCUAAUGCAAAUUUAUUGGGUCCAUUCGGUGAGGCUGAUGAUGGUUCUGGUACCACUGAUGAAGAUUAUAUCUCAUGGACUGAAUCUGUCUUGGAAGCUUUGAAAACCGUCUUGAACUUAGAUGAACAUGAUCAAACUUUCGAACCAUCCUUUAAGUAUGAAAUUUUAAAUGAGAUUAAUGAUACAGUAUCAUUAGGUGAACCUUCUUUACAGUAUUUACCAAUAAAUGCAGGAAAACAGAACGGGAUAUCGUUCAAUGAAGAAGGUAUUCAAGUGGGUCCCUUUGAUCAAACACAUCCAUAUAUUGCACCAAUAACUUUCUCUAAAGAAUUAAUUAAACAAAUUGGCGAUUCCAAAUUAGACAGAAACUGUGUACAUGCCGAAAUAGAUAUUUCUGGUUCCAAUUUGAAAUAUUCUACUGGGGAUCAUGUUGCCUUUUGGCCAUCUAAUGCCAUUGAAAAAGUCAAUCAGUUUCUAUCUAUAUUCAAUCUAGAUGGUGACUUAAUUUUCAAUUUGACUCCAUUAGAUAAUACAGUUAAAGCGCCCUUUUUAACCCCAACUACUAUCCGUACCGCAAUAAGUCACUAUUUAGAAAUUACUGGUCCUAUUUCAAGACAAUUUAUAAGUCAGUUAGUUCAAUUUGCUCCAAAUGAAUCCAUCAAGGAAAAAUUAAUCACAUUGUCAAAAGAUAAAUUGAAAUUCGCACAAGAAAUUACAUUUAAAAAUUAUAAUAUUGCUGAUGCUUUAGUAUAUUUAUCCGAUGAUGCGAAAGAUGUGAAAUGGGAUUCUGUACCAUGGAAUUUCCUUAUAGAAACUUUACCACGCCUUCAACCACGUUAUUACUCCAUUUCAUCCUCAUCAUUAAGCGAAAGACAAACUGUUCAUAUCACAGCAAUCGUUGAAGACUCAAUAAAUGAAUUGACUAAUGAAAGAACCUUAGGUGUAACUACUAACUUAUUAAGAAAUAUAGAACGCGUUCAAAAUAGUAACAAUGCUGAUGCCGAGUUAUUACCUGUUCAUUACGACUUAGACGGACCAAGGAAUUUAUAUCAACAUUUUAAAUUACCGAUCCAUAUUCGUCGUUCUACUUUUAAAUUGCCAAGUAAUCCAAAGACACCUGUCAUCAUGAUUGGACCCGGUACAGGUAUAGCGCCAUUCCGUGGAUUUAUUCGUGAGCGCGUUAAAUUCAUGGAAAAUAAUCCUGAUAAUAUCAAACUUGGUAAACACCUCUUGUUUUAUGGAUCAAGAAAUGAAAAUGAUUUCUUGUAUAAAGAAGAAUGGCCACAAUAUGCUUCUAAAUUGGGUGAUUCAUUUGAAAUGAUUGUCGCACAUUCAAGAAUCGGGGACAAGAAAGUUUAUGUUCAACAUAAAGUUAAAGAAUAUGGUGAAGAGAUAUUCAAAUUAUUGAACGAUCAAUCUGUAGGUGGUGCGUUCAUCUACGUGUGUGGGGAUGCUAAAGGGAUGGCUCAAGAUGUUCAAACUACAAUAGUUGAAAUAUUGGCUCAUUAUCAAGAUAUUUCCAUUGUAGAUGCGCUUGAAAUUGUCAAGGCAAUGAAGACUACAGGAAGAUACCAAGAAGAUGUUUGGUAA